AGCAACCCAGAAGUCAGUGAUCAGAAACCGGAAACUUCGAGCCUUGCUUCAAACCUUACCAUGUCAGAGGAAAUUAUGACAUGCACCGAUUACAUCCCUCGCUCAUCCAAUGAUUAUACCUCACAAAUGUAUUCUGCAAAACCAUAUGCACAUAUCCUCUCAGUUCCUGUAUCGGAAACUGCUUAUCCUGGACAGACUCAGUACCAGACACUACAACAGUCUCAACCCUAUGCUGUCUACCCUCAGGCAACCCAAACAUAUGGACUACCUCCUUUUGGUGCAUUGUGGCCAGGUAUGAAAUCUGAAAGUGGUUUAAUUCAGACUCCAUCUCCAAGUCAACACAGUGUUCUUACCUGCACUACAGGGUUAACCACAAGCCAGCCAAGCCCUGCACAUUAUUCUUAUUCCAUUCAAGCUUCAAGCACAAAUGCCAGCCUAAUAUCCACUUCAUCUACAAUUGCCAAUAUUCCAGCAGCAGCAGUUGCUAGCAUUUCAAACCAGGACUAUCCCACUUACACUAUUCUUGGUCAGAGUCAGUACCAGGCAUGCUACCCCAGCUCCAGCUUUGGAGUCACAGGCCAGACUAACAGUGACGCUGAAAGUGCCACAUUAGCAGCAACCACAUACCAGACAGAGAAGCCUGCUGUCAUGGUACCUGCAGCACAGAGACUUUCCUCUGGAGACCCUUCUACAAGCCCAUCUUUGCCCCAAACUACACCAAGUAAGGAUGCUGACGACCAGUCUAGGAAAAACAUGACAGGCAAGAACCGGGGCAAGAGGAAAGCUGAUGCCACCUCUUCCCAGGACAGUGAAUUGGAACGAGUUUUUCUGUGGGACUUAGAUGAAACCAUCAUCAUCUUCCACUCCCUCUUGACUGGAUCCUAUGCCCAGAAGUAUGGAAAGGACCCAACAGUAGUGAUUGGCUCAGGUUUAACAAUGGAAGAAAUGAUUUUUGAAGUGGCUGAUACACAUCUGUUUUUCAAUGACUUAGAGGAAUGUGACCAGGUACAUGUGGAAGAUGUGGCUUCUGAUGACAAUGGCCAAGAUUUGAGCAACUACAGUUUCUCAACAGAUGGUUUCAGUGGCUCAGGAGGCAGUGGGAGCCAUGGUUCCUCAGUAGGUGUUCAGGGAGGCGUGGACUGGAUGAGAAAACUGGCUUUCCGCUACCGAAAAGUGAGAGAAAUCUAUGAUAAGCAUAAAAGCAAUGUGGGCGGCCUUCUCAGUCCUCAGAGAAAGGAAGCACUGCAGAGACUAAGAGCAGAAAUUGAAGUUCUAACAGAUUCCUGGUUAGGAACUGCCUUAAAAUCCUUACUUCUCAUCCAGUCCAGAAAGAAUUGUGUGAAUGUUCUGAUCACGACCACCCAGCUGGUUCCAGCUCUUGCCAAGGUUCUCCUAUAUGGACUAGGAGAAAUAUUCCCUAUUGAAAACAUCUAUAGUGCUACCAAAAUUGGUAAAGAGAGCUGCUUCGAGAGAAUCGUGUCAAGAUUUGGAAAGAAAGUCACAUAUGUAGUGAUUGGAGAUGGACGAGAUGAGGAAAUUGCAGCAAAACAGCACAACAUGCCUUUCUGGAGAAUCACAAACCAUGGAGACCUAGUGUCCCUCCACCAGGCUCUGGAACUUGAUUUUCUCUAAGAACUGGAACAAGGAGCCUGCCUUAUGAGCUCCUUUUCACUCCUGAUGGGAGCUGGAGACCGGAACCUACCGGGAACACAUCCUCUCUUUCUCUCCCUG
Orycteropus afer afer is the source of this 1731-nucleotide messenger RNA. RefSeq names its product EYA transcriptional coactivator and phosphatase 3 (gene EYA3). Gene Ontology annotation, cellular component: nucleus. Gene Ontology annotation, biological process: multicellular organism development; negative regulation of extrinsic apoptotic signaling pathway in absence of ligand; cell differentiation. Lineage: Eukaryota; Metazoa; Chordata; Mammalia; Tubulidentata; Orycteropodidae. The record is from RefSeq and is a predicted model, not a curated record. Gene Ontology annotation, molecular function: protein tyrosine phosphatase activity.